AUGUGUAGUGAAACAGUACUCGAACAAGUAUUCAUGACCAUUGAUAAUAGUACGAAGAAAUUUGAUAAUUUUCUCAGCCACAAAAGAAGCAAAGCCAAUUAUUUUAUUCGUUGCAGUGUUCAAAAUGACGUAGCGGCAAUACUCAAGACCGCAAUAAAGCAGCUUCAUGAUUUGACAAAAUCAGAAACGAAAAGAAAGAACAACGCGCUACCAGAGCUUAUAGUGCAAGAUUUUGACGAGGAGCAAAUCUGGCAGCAACUAGAGCUCCUAAAUGACGGAGAACUCGCACAUUUUUUGGGUGGAGUUUUAAGACUUGUAGCACGCCAAAAUAAAUUGGUACUACCGGUAAGUCUAGUUCCCAAGAAAAAAGAAACGGCAGAAAAUGAAGGUGAAAGGAAAAAAGAUUGUGGGGACAAAUGCGACUAUGUGGAUUCAGAGAAGAGUGAUGUAGAGAUGGACUGUGACGUGGACUUUGGCGACAAGCGCAAAAGAAAGAAAAGAGAAGAGAAAAAGCUAGUAACGCGUCCUUCCAUGGUCGACGACCAAUUUUUCAAACUCGAGGAACUAGACAAGUAUUUAAGCAAAGAGGAUGAGAAGGAACGUGCCCAAAGAGAAGAGUCGAGCAGAGAUUCGGACGAAGAAUCUGUGGAACUUUUUGAGCCAGAUUCGGAUGAUGAGGAAGAAGAGAUCUAUAGCGAGGACGGAAGGAUGAUGAAAUAUGCAGAUUUCUUUGAUAAUCCGGACAGCGGUGAGGAGACGGAGAAAUAG
This is a messenger RNA of Venturia canescens, 768 nucleotides long. Its product is annotated as U3 small nucleolar ribonucleoprotein protein MPP10-like. The record is from RefSeq and is a predicted model, not a curated record. Gene Ontology annotation, biological process: rRNA processing. The transcript has 2 exons. Gene Ontology annotation, cellular component: sno(s)RNA-containing ribonucleoprotein complex; Mpp10 complex; small-subunit processome. NCBI's taxonomy places the organism in Eukaryota, Metazoa, Arthropoda, Insecta, Hymenoptera, Ichneumonidae. Bases 1 to 768 code for a protein of 255 amino acids.